GCCACCUCUGUAAAGGGGUGUGUAAACUUGAAGAACUCAGGCUUUUUCAGUUAAAAUCUUCACUUGUAUCUCAGCACAGCAAACAUGCCUGAACAAAGCAAUGAUUACAGGGUGGUUGUGUUUGGAGCCGCAGGGGUUGGCAAAAGCUCCUUGGUCCUUCGUUUUGUAAGGGGAACUUUCAGGGAAACGUAUAUCCCCACAAUCGAAGAUACCUACCAGCAGGUGAUCAGCUGUGAUAAGAGCAUCUGCACCCUUCAGAUUACAGACACCACGGGAAGCCAUCAGUUCCCUGCUAUGCAGAGGCUGUCUAUAUCCAAAGGGCAUGCUUUCAUCUUGGUGUACUCUGUCACCAGCAGGCAGUCCAUGGAAGAUCUUCAGCCCAUCUUUGAAGAGAUUUGUCAGAUUAAAGGGGACAUCCAAAAAAUCCCAAUAAUGCUGGUGGGUAACAAAAGUGAUGAGACCCAGAGGGAGCUGGAUGCCAGCGAGGGGCAAGCAUUAGCCAGCAAGUGGAAGUGCUCCUUUAUGGAGACAUCAGCCAAAAUGAACUACAAUGUGCAGGAGCUCUUCCAGGAGCUCUUGAAUCUGGAGAAGAGGAGAACUGUCAGUCUCCAGGUGGAUGGAAAGAAAUCCAAGCAGCAGAAAAAGAAAGAUAAACUGCAAGGCAAGUGCUCUGUUAUGUGAUUCACUUUGGCUGGACUCACACCACUGCAUGGUGUAAUCGGAGCAUGGACUCCCACAGAAAAUACAUUUCUGCUGGAGGUUUCAGGCAAAUCCAUGCCUUACAGGGCUAUUGCUUUUCUCGAAAAUCUCUGCUGGAUUAUUUUAUGUGUUGGUUUUAAAGAGGCUGGCUUUCUGCAUGUGUAUGUUUUUUAAAGUAAUAAACGUUCAAUGUUAGUAAUUA
Molecule: messenger RNA, 901 nt
Organism: Pelecanus crispus (Dalmatian pelican)
Lineage: Eukaryota; Metazoa; Chordata; Aves; Pelecaniformes; Pelecanidae
Gene: DIRAS3
Product: DIRAS family GTPase 3
Biological process (GO): signal transduction
Cellular component (GO): membrane
Molecular function (GO): GTP binding; GTPase activity
Source: RefSeq, a predicted model, not a curated record